AUGAAGGAAGAUGUCACGACGGUCAGCCCGACACUCGGUUUUAUUAUCAAAACAAUAGAUUUUGAAGGAUAUCGAUUAAACAUAUUAUCUCUGCAGCGAAGCUUGACUGACUCUUGGCCACAAGGGGAUGUCGGAGGGCAAAAAACACUUCGAUCCUACUGGAAAAACUACUUCGAAAAGACCGAUACACUUGUCUGGGUUGUAGAUGCGACAGACCGUCUGCGAGUCGAUGAUUGUCGCGAUGAACUCGCAGGGCUCCUUUUGGAAGAGCGUCUGAUGGGAGCCAGCCUCCUGAUAUUUCUGAAUAAGACAGAUGUCGAGGGCUGUAUGGCUGAGGACGAAGUCCGACAGGUGAGUAAAUAUCUUCCGCCUCCAUUAGCAGGCUACUUCGAACGCGUGCUGAUUGCGAGUUAA
Messenger RNA from Aspergillus clavatus NRRL 1, 414 nucleotides. RefSeq names its product ADP-ribosylation factor family protein. Gene Ontology annotation, molecular function: GTP binding; GTPase activity. Gene Ontology annotation, biological process: protein folding. The record is from RefSeq and is a predicted model, not a curated record. Bases 1 to 414 code for a protein of 137 amino acids. The transcript has 4 exons. Lineage: Eukaryota; Fungi; Ascomycota; Eurotiomycetes; Eurotiales; Aspergillaceae. Gene Ontology annotation, cellular component: microtubule cytoskeleton; cytoplasm.